CAUGCUGACUAUAAGUUGAACGCACAACACUAUCUCUCUGUCCUGACCUAAUCACAAUGAAAGCUUCACAGCAAAAGGAAGGAUUAACCUAAUGGAUUCCCACCUGGACAAAUGCAAAACAACAAGGUAAUAUCCCCUUUAAAUGAAUGUCCCAUAAUCUAAUGCAUUCUAUUGUAUUGCAAUACUGAUACAAGUUUGUACACAGGUUAUGCUGCUUUUGUUUGUUUACAUGCAUGAGCACAGACACAAUUAGCUAGAUUUCAUAUAACAUAUAUCCAUACAUUAUUUUAUAUUCCAUGAAUAAAUGUAACAUAUGUCCAUACCAUAACGCUGUAUUUUACUCCACGAAAACAAGAUAUCUAUGUGUAACAUAGGUGUUAUGUUCUUUGCAGUUUAAGAAUUUUGAGGGCUUUUAUGGGGAGAUGAAAAAAAAUGAAAACCUAUGUCUACUUCUACGUAACUUUUAAAAAAGUGCAAUACAGCGGCAGCAAUUUUAAGAAGAUGGUCAGCAAGUAAAAUGGUGCACAAUGUAACACUCCUCCUCAUCUCACGGUGUUCCAGUAUUGGCCCCAUCCAGUCUCUUACCUCAAUGUGGGACAAAAUAUUGCUCAUCACAGAGUUAAAGUCAUCGCAUACGAGACAGAGAAGUUAAUGUGGGAUUUUUAUCGUAUUGUCUUUGUAUAACAUAACUGAAUUGUGAUGAAUUGAGAAAUGGGCUGCAUCAAUUAGGCUAAAAUGACUGACUGAAAAGUAGCUGAAUUUGAAAUGUAUUUAAACCCGUAUAACAGUGGCCUACAAGGUCUAUAAUAUGGUGUUUGAAACACCAUAGUUUACCGUUUAGAAAAAAAAGCCCCACUCUAAAUCAGUGUCAUCAAUUUGUCAAAAUGCUCCAACCUUGUACUCUUCUUUGCCAAAAACAGACUGGUUCACUGAGCAACGUAUUAAACAUUCUCCAUAUCGACAUAUUGAUACUAUACGGCUGGAUGAAUCUAAUUAUAUUGAUAUUCAGAUUUUUCUAAACAAUGAUUAUUUAAAAAGAAAGAUCUUUUCUGAGAAAUGAUUUUGCAAAUUCUACCUGUCUUGCACAAAACAUUCAUUUUAUUUUUUGUUUCACAGACAUAUUGGAAGCAUAUAAAAUCUUCAGUAGAGAUGGUGACAUAAUAAGGUAAGAUAAUACAUUUAAAGAAAAUCAUUAUUUUAGGAUUAUAUUAGGAUCUAUUUCAGGGAGAGGGGAGAGAGGGUAAAGCAAGGUUACUCUAACUAAGCUCCAUGUACGUAGUAACCCUAGUAGGUAUUGGUCUCUCAUUAUCAAUAGUACAUUUUCAUUCUGGUCUAUUACUAUGUUUAUUUUACUUCCUAGUUAAAUGAAGCAUUUUUAAUCAAUGCCAAUAAGUAUGGGGCAAAGUUUGAAAAGUGGAACAAUCAGCAGAAACAUUAUAUUUCUUUACUUGAUUGUUUCGGUUAUAGACACCUGUCAUCAAUAACUGUUUAUACAUAAACCCUACUGUAACAAGUAACACAUCUCUUAACCAUUGAUAUGUGUCUAUACCCUCUUAUCUCUUAUGGAAGAUAUCCAUAAAAUGCGAUGGAUUUCGUGUGUGUGGGAGAGUCAGGGUAUAAACACUGACAAUUGUUAAGUAAGAAAAAUGUAAAUAAAAAAAUAAAUAAAUAUAUAUAUAUAUAUAUAUAUAUAUACGUCCCAGGUCCCAGCACUCAAUGCUCCCGGUCUUUUAAUGCUCCGGUGCUGUCUCCAACCAAAUUGUAUACAAGUACAUUCAUGCUAGCAGGGUAAGAUGAUUGCAUUUUGUAUUUCCCAAUAAAUGGAGCUUUUUUACUCGGUAGAGGUUUGCUUCAUUUCAAUAUAUAAUAAAUUGGGUGGCUUUAAAUAAAUCAAGUUAGAGAAAGUUGAACCUGUUUUUCUAUAUACGCAUUGUAAGGAGCAAAAACGUAUUUCAUGCAUAAAUUAUUUUUUUAAACAAUCAUUUUUGAAAGAGGUAACAGAGGGUAGGUGGACAGUAAAUAUAUAAUGAAUCAUUAGGAGAAAGAGGACAUAGAUACAUUAAUAAUGAUGAAUUAGAGGAAAUGUGCAGUUGUGAAAUGGCAGACAAAGAAACCCUGUACAAAUCAGCAAUUCAGCUAAAUGGCAAAAAUAAACACGUUUAGAAUUAAGACGUGCAUUAUCAAAAAUGGUUAUUGUUUCAACCAGCAUUAGUGAUAAGGGAGCAUUAAAUUCAAGUUUUGGUUUUGUAGUUUGGGACUUAAGAGAACAUUUGUGUAUUCAUUAAGCUAAUACUUUUGUAGACAUUGUUAUAAAAAAAGGAUAUGAUAUUUUAAAUUUUACCAUUAAAUAAGAUAUUAAUACUUAAAAUUUUCAGUUUUAGCUUAUGUCUAACAAUACAUUAAAAUAUCAUUCACCAUUUUACAUAAGUGAAAACCGAAGCAGAGAUAUGAAUAUACCUGUUUUAUUUCUGUAUAAAAUAUGGUAUAACUGUGUAGAUAGAAUUCCAGCUCUAAUAUAUAAGAGUCAUUAACCAAAUUCUUAGCAAGAUUAACUCAGCCUUUAAUGCUUCUUAAUUACAUGAAAUAAACACCAUUAAGUUGGGUAAUAAUAACAUUUGAGACCACAGGAUCUACUAGCAAAAUGCCUAAUGUACCUUUCUUAGUUAAAUACUUUGAUAUUAUAUAACAUGUGCAGAACAUUCAAAAGCACAUUGACUCGUGCUUAAAACUGUAAUAGCUUGGGUAAAUACAAUCUAAUUAUGAUUAAUAUAUUUUGUGUGCUUUGCAGUGUUGAGAUGGUUGACUAAAGAUGGGAGACUGGAAUUUCCUUGGGGUCAUCCUGGAGGAAGUCCACAUUCACUCCACCAUUGUUGGAAAAAUCUGGCUUACAAUUCUGUUUAUAUUUCGUAUGCUUGUCUUGGGUGUUGCAGCUGAAGAGGUUUGGAAUGAUGAACAAUCUCAGUUUGUAUGCAACACGGACCAGCCUGGCUGUAAAAAUGUUUGCUAUGAUCAGGCAUUUCCUAUAUCCCUGAUUAGAUACUGGGUUCUGCAGGUCAUCUUUGUGUCCUCUCCAUCUCUGGUUUACAUGGGCCAUGCCAUUUACAGGUUAAGAGCACUAGAAAAAGAAAGGCACAAAAAGAGAGUUCAGCUGAGAGGGGAGCUUGAAGGGGUAGAGUAUGAGUUGACUGAAGAUCGUAGACGGCUAGAACGUGAGCUCAGGCAACUGGAGCAAAAAAAACUCAAGAAAGCUCCAUUACGUGGCUCACUUCUCUGUACAUAUGUGAUACAUAUAUUUACCAGAUCUGCAGUUGAAAUUGGAUUCAUGGUUGGACAGCAUGUGCUUUAUGGAACUCAAUUAAAUUCUGUUUACAAGUGCCAAAGAGACCCUUGUCCUAAUGUGGUUGACUGUUUUGUGUCUAGACCUACUGAGAAGACAGUAUUUAUGCUAUUUAUGCAAUGCAUAGCAGCUGUUUCUCUUUUUCUCAACAUUUUAGAAAUUGGGCACCUAGGAGUGAAAAAAGUAAAAAAGGUAUUUUUGUUGCGAUAUAAAAUCAAGGAUGAAUUUGAUGAUUUUUAUGUCACGAAGACAAAGCAAAGCACAGUCACUCAUACAUGCAUAGGUAUAUCCUCCAGUCCACAAAAGACCCUACCUUCCGCACCCAGUAAUUAUACUCUAUUAAUGGAAAAACAAAAUGAUCCAGCAGUUUACCCAAUUUUAAAUCCUCCAUGUGGUUUCCAUCCAAUUGAAGAUGCACUCACUGAGAACAGUAAUAAUUAUAUUCAUGAUGAGCAAGAAACAAAAUCUGUCAAUGAGGUGAAUGCUGCCAACAUAGCAGAGAGCCACUUCCAUAACACUAGUUCUAACAAUAAUGAAAAGAUCAGUAAAACAUUCGGUCUUGAUUCUAAGCCUGCACAGAGACACAUGCAAAGAAAAAGUGGUUGCAUAAGGAGUACUCAUGCAAGUGCAGAAAGUACUCCUGGUUUAUAUAUGGGAACAAUGGCUGAAAUGCCAUCUGAGGACACUGUGGAUUGUUCUUUUCACAAUAUUUCUUGUACAAAAACUGCUAGUGCAGUCCGUAAAGCCAGGAGAGUCAGUGCUCCAUGGAAUUGCUCAAAAGUGGUGGAGAGAGGUGGAUAUGUUCAAGAUUCUCCAAACACAAACGGAGGACGGUGCAGCUUCAGUGCCAGUAGAUCAUGGGCGCUCUCCAAGUCUGAACUUCAGCGAGCUAGCAGGCCUGUUACUCCAGAGGAUGUCGAAGAGCCAAGCUCAGAAUACAAGCAGAAUAAGGCAUAUGAAAGUCCUGUGACCUUCUCUCCAUCUCGGCGGAUGUCACUGGCAAGUAACGCCAGCAGCCGGCGUGUUCCCACUGAUCUACAGAUCUAACAGUUAGUUACCUUACAUGAGUGUUACACUGAAUUCCAGGCAAACUCAAUAUUGAUAAAUAUAAUCAGUUAUGGAAGUUAUCUUGUG
Molecule: messenger RNA, 4471 nt
Organism: Pelobates cultripes (western spadefoot toad)
Lineage: Eukaryota; Metazoa; Chordata; Amphibia; Anura; Pelobatidae
Source: the annotation of a GenBank genome assembly